Molecule: messenger RNA, 1311 nt
Organism: Peniophora sp. CBMAI 1063
Lineage: Eukaryota; Fungi; Basidiomycota; Agaricomycetes; Russulales; Peniophoraceae
Source: the annotation of a GenBank genome assembly
AUGCGCGCUUUCACGACAACAACGGCCUUGACGCUCGCGGUUGCGACUCAUGUCGCUGCAUCGCGCGGUUCCCCGAAGCCCACCACCUCAUCCUGGAACACGUACACAGUGGCACACACCGACGGCGCGGACGACGUUCCUACACUCACGGCUGCACUGUCUUCGGGCAAUAUCACGGCCAACUCUACGAUUUUGUUCAAGAAGGGUACCACGUACAACAUUUGGUCUGCGCUUCAGUUCCCUACCUUGAACAAUGUCGAGGUUGCUAUCGAGGGUAAUCUCACUUACCCGGAAAGCAUCACCGACGUUCAGAAUGUUGUCGCUGCCUCGGGUUUCCCAGGUGCAUGGAUCUCGUUUGUCGGUGGAACGAACGUCACGCUCCGCGGUACCACUGACCCGAAGUGGGGAUGGAUUGACGCUCAUGGUCAACAGUGGUGGGACGCUGUCCAGCAGACCAACCGCCCUCAUGGUAUCUACUUCAGGAAGAUCGUAGGUGGUACCAUCAAGAACGUCAAGUUGUGGAAGCCCAUCGGAUGGUGCUUCAGCACCAGCGGCUCCUCCAAUGUCGAUGUUCUCGACAAUACGAUUCUCGCAAAGUCAGACACAGAUGCUUUCCCCUUCAACACCGAUGGCGUCGAUGUCGGCGGAACCAAUAUCACGCUCAAAGGCAACUACAUCGUCAACGGCGAUGACUGUAUCACCAUCGGCAGCGGCACCACGAAUGUUCAUGCGUCGAACGGAUACUGCGAGGGAGGGCACGGUCUGUCCAUCGGCUCGCUCGGCAGCGGCGGCUCGGUUGCGCAAGUGAACAACAUCUACUUCGAGAACUUCGUCAUGAAAGACUCCCUGUAUGCCGCUCGCUUCAAGAGCUGGGCCGGUGGUAACGGCUUGGCCAAGGACAUCACAUGGAAGGACAUUGCAUUCUCCAAGGUCAUGAUCCCCAUCUACAUUACACAAAACUACUAUGACCAAGAGAAGGGCAAGCCGACGGGUGCCGGCUCAAAUGAGACGCACAUCGAGAACAUGCUCUUCCAGAACUUUGCCGGUACCAUCGACGACUCCGGCAAGGUUGAGGGCUCCUGCGUCACCGACCCCUGUUGGUACAACGUCGACGGCAUGACCGGGAAGGAAGUCAUCAUCCUUGACCUCUACCCGAACACGACCUCGAACAUCCGCGCUAAGGACGUAUUUGCGACGACAGUCAGCCACUCACCUGUGCGGGUGAUGUGCAACUCCACGACCGUCGACAACGACGUUGGCUUUAAGUGCGUUGAUGGCUUGUACAAGCCCGACGCUGCGGGACUGUUCUGA